Pocillopora meandrina is the source of this 2266-nucleotide messenger RNA. Lineage: Eukaryota; Metazoa; Cnidaria; Anthozoa; Scleractinia; Pocilloporidae. The record is from the annotation of a GenBank genome assembly.
AUGGAGAGGAAUCAAGCAGCUGAUAUGGGUUAUGAUGACCCAAUACAUAACAGCUACGAGGAUACUUGUAGAAUGUAUGAUCAGGUAGCAGACACUUUGUUACACUUGGCAAGUCGGACUCCAGGAGAAGUCAUGAUAGCCUCUCAUAAUGAAGAUCAGUCAAACUUGUUGUUCAAAGGUAUUUUUGAAAAGUGUAUAAUUUUAUGCUACUCAUUAAAAAUGAGGUGUUCAAGAGCUCUCAUGAACAGUGAUAACAUAUUUGCUGAAAAUUCACCUCUGAGCCUUAUUUGAAGUAAAUUUUCGUGAAUCUUUGUCACUACCUUGACAUUUUAAUGUAGAUAUUGUUUUGAUCUCAAUGUGUUGGGAAUGCUUUCCUCCUAAUAUUGACCAGUGUGCCACACAAUGAAAUUGGGUAUUCCAACUUGCAGCAUGCAUGCAUGCAUGCAACAUGCAAAUGCAGCAUGUUGGUAUCUUCUCAACAUAAGAGACUGUACGAUAGCUAGAGAGAGGAUAAGGAAUUUAACAUGGCAAGUAAGAGAAUAGUGAAGAUGAUAAUGACUUAAUGAGAACAUCGACAGUGGCAAUGAUACUGGUUGUUGAGAGGCUCCCUAGCCCUCAUGAUGGUAAUCCACAAUGAGUAAUAUGCAAUUAAAAAGAAUUGCAACACUGCAAGUAAAUUUGUGUACACAUCAGCCUCGACCAGAAGCUAUUUAAUUUGAUAACAUAUUCUUUGCUGAUAUAAUAUAACAUAUAUCAAAAUUUUGGAACAGAAUGAAAGAACUUGGCAUUGCACAGGAUGCAGGGAAGAUUUCAUUUGGUCAACUGAAUGGGAUGUGUGACCAGGUCUCUUUCUUAUUAGGUGAGGGGCAUACAGUGAUAGACAAGUUAUAAAGCCAUCUAAGAAAAGUCUGUUGAACCAAAGUUUAAUGCUUGGGAUAUGCAACAGUGUCAAAAACAUUUAGGUUUAUCAUUGCAAAAUCUGAAUUUUUGUUGAUUUAAUGUGAUAGGAGAAAAGAGUGUGUCAAGCUAAUUCCUAGUCAAAGGCUGGGUUAAAUCACCUUCUGUGAAGUGCUGCCAUUGUUACCAAUGCUUUCCUGGGUCUGCAAGGCAACCUCUUGGCCUUAAUCAAGUAAACAAAUAAAUAAGGGAACAAAACCCUUUAAACUGAGGUGAAAAUAAAUCUAAGAGUGCAAGAUUGCAAAAAUCAAAAUGGAUUUAAAUCAGGAAUACCUGUCAUAAAUGAUGAAAUAAAGUCAGAGUUCAUGUGGGGAUGCAUUGCUGUAUAUUAUGAAAAGAGGCCUUUCCUCCUGCACAAGGGGUGGAAGGUCUGUCAAAUUCAAGAGCAAUUUUCCAUCCAUGUUUAAUUUAAAAACUCCAGUUUAAUUUCUCCUUUACUACUACAGGGCAGAAAGGCUUCAAUGUGUACAAGUCAGUACCUUAUGGCCCUGUGGGUGAAGCACUUGCUUAUCUUGAGCACAGAGCCACUGAGAAUGGAGUUGUUAUCAAAAGAACAGAGGAGAGAUCUCUCUCAUAGCAAGAGUUCAGAAGAAGAAUCACAUCUCUAGCUCAUUAAUGUGAAUAACACCAUCUUCUGACUAAUUUCAAAAAUUUCUUUCCUUGGCAUAGUUGUCUUUUUAAGGUAGUGAGGAAUAAUCAACAUAUACUAUUAGUGAAUGAGCCAAAAGUUGGAGAGGAAAUAUAAAAAAAAUAGCAUAGCUGCACAGUUUUGGUAUUACCAACAAUAAUCAGCUGUGGUUUAUUUGCUACUUUGUAAAGCACUCUCAAGGGUUUGAAUCCAUGAUGCAGACAAAAUCAUAACUGACAGGAAUUUCAUGUUACUCAAGAAUACAGUUUAUACUUGGUCUUUUCUGACUUCAAAUAGCUCUAUAUAUGUAACUUAGAGAAAACAUUUAUGGAGAAAUAAACUUGCAUUUGCUGAAAAACUUCCAUUCAUAGCUAGAUGUUUUUAGUAUAUCUAAAGAUUCCAAAGAAAUUGCACCACACCCUUAGCUGCAAGCAAUGCUUCUCUAAACAUAUGUUGAGAAUACUUCUACUCCAAUUGAGUAAUGGGUGGUGAAAUAUCCCACUGGAGUUCCACUUUUAGGCCAAUAUGCUUUUCACUUCAAAUCAAGAAGUGUUAACUGAAUUCAUGACCUUUCCUACUGUCAUGAGGCUUUUCAAUGUUUUUCGAAAGGUGGUCAGCUGUAAUUCAUGCUUAAAAUUUAAAAUAGGUUUUGAAUUUACUUGCUCAAGAACUUCAUUCAGG